Molecule: messenger RNA, 3153 nt
Organism: Chiloscyllium plagiosum (whitespotted bambooshark)
Lineage: Eukaryota; Metazoa; Chordata; Chondrichthyes; Orectolobiformes; Hemiscylliidae
Source: RefSeq, a predicted model, not a curated record
AGACUGAGAGGUGACCUUUUAGAGGUUUAUGAGGGCCACGGAAUAGGGUGAAUAGCCACGGUCUUUUUCCCAGGUUAAGGGAGUCUCAAACUAGAGGGAAUAUAUGUGAUGUGGAGGUGCCAGUGUUGGACUGGGGUGGACAAAGUUAAAAAUCUCACAACAUCAGGUAAUAGUGUUUUUUUAUGACAGAGUUAAAAUCAGUCAGCAGAGCUAACUGCUAAUGAGGUAAUGAUUGAAAGAAAGGAACUGCUGGGAACCAGGGGAAUGUGUCCUUGUAAAUCGUAGAGAAGACAAAUUCCAGGUAACUUUCCCUCGCUUCCUGCCAAUACCCAGCAGAGUAGACAAAGAAGAGUUAAGAGCCAGCACUGGAUGAAAAAGUGACGGAUAUUGAUGUAAGGCAACAGUCAGGAAUGAAGAUACUGAAGAUCAAGCUGAGGGCCCCUGAAGAUCCAUCCAGCAGACUUGUGGUAUGAUAAGAGGCAGAUUUGUAUUCGGGAAACUGAAACUCAACAGUAUGUUGUAACCUGAAAAUCGUCAGAUUUGGAAAAUGGAAGGAAAAAACACCAUUCACAGUGGUGAGAAAUCAUACACGUGUUCUGUGUGUGGACGAGGCUUUAACCAGUCAUCUGGCCUGUCAGGACAUAAAUGGAGUCACCGUGGGGAGAAACCAUGGAAGUGUGCGGACUGUGGGAAGGGAUUCAUUUCCCCAUCAAGGCUGGAAGCUCAUCGACGCAUCCACACCGGGGAGAGACCAUUCACUUGUACUGAGUGUGGGAAGGGAUUCACUCAGUUGUCCCACCUGCUGUCACACCAGCGAAUUCACACUGGGGAGAGGCCAUUCAGCUGCUCCGAGUGUGGGAAGGGAUUCACUCAGUCAACCCACCUGCUGACACACCAGCGAGUCCACACCGGGGAGAGGCUGUUCACCUGCUCCAAGUGUGGAAAGGGGUUCACAGCCUCGUCUAUCCUGCUGAGACACCAGCGGGUUCACUCUGACGAGCGACCUUAUAAGUGUCCGGACUGCGGGAAGUGCUACAAAAGCUCUGAGGAAUUGAUGUCCCAUCAACGUGUUCACACUGAUGAGAGACCGUUCAGAUGCUCUCACUGUGGGACAGGAUUCAGGUUAUCAUCACAUCUCACUGUCCAUCAGCGAGUUCACACUGGGGAGAGGCUGUUCACCUGCUCUGAGUGUGGGAGGGGAUUCAGUGAAUCAUCUACCCUUCUGAGACACCAGCUUGUCCACACCAAUGAGAGAUUGUUUAAAUGCCCAGACUGCGGCAAGUGCUACAAAAGCUCUGGAGACCUGAUGUCCCAUCAACGCAUUCACACUGACGAGAGGCCGUUCAGAUGCUCUCACUGUGGAACUGGGUUCAAGCACUCAUCUCACCUCACUGUCCACCAGCGAAUUCACACCGGGGAGAGACCAUUUACUUGUUCACAGUGUGGGAAGGGAUUCACUCAGUCAGCUCAUCUGUUAAGACACCAGCAAGUUCACAAGCAGUUACAAUUUCCAGCGGCUGUGAUGUUGUGCUAUCGUCGUAUCCCAGGCCUCCUGAGUAAGAGCUUUUCAGAAAAGGGUGGUUUUCAGCCUGUCGUGGCUGCGUUGGCUCUUGGCGAGAGUAAGACAAGCUCAUCCUACCCUUCACUAACCGGUCCAGCGCAUAUUGCCAAAAUACAGUUGCGCACAGAGAAGAGAGUGUUUGCCUAUCUUAAGUCGCUGCAGUCCGGAUGCUGCCUGACCCUGCUGUGCUUUGCCAGCGCCGCACUUUUAGGCUCUGACUCUCCUCGCGUUCUCCCCUUUGGGACGGCAAGUUCUGCCCUCGCCUGGAGAAGGUCGGUGAACCAGCCCAGCCGCUUUCAUAGUCACUCCAUCCCUUUGCAAAUGACCGGCUUCGAUCAGCGCAAUUCCUCAACCCGCCUGUGCAUUUUGUUUUUGUGGGUGUGUGGGUGUGGCUGUGGGUUGUCUCUCGCUGCACAGUUCUCAUUUCUAAUUCAUUUCACAGGGAAGGAUUGGCGGCGCCGGGUCUCGAAGCCAAAGCGUCGCAUUCCGGAAACCCCCUUGGCAGGACCCAAACGCCGCCAGUGUUGGAAAAUGCCGCGAGGGAGCGCCGCUCACCGGGCAGAGAGGCCGUGGAAGUGCGGGGAGUGUGGGAAGGGGUUCGGCUACCCCUCGCAGUUGGAAACCCACCGGCGGAGUCACACCGGCGAGAGGCCGUUCGCCUGCCGCGACUGCGGCAAGGCCUUCACCGAAUCCUCCUCCCUGCAGAAGCACCAGCGCGUUCACACGGACGAGAGGGAGUUCCAGUGCGCCGACUGCGGCAAGGCCUUUAAGAACCAGCACGCACUGAACGGGCACCUGCAGGCCCACGUCGGCUUCACCCCGUUCGGCUGCGCCCAGUGCGCGAAGAGGUUCCGGACGUCGACCCAGCUGCUGAGGCACCAGCCGGUCCACACCGACGAGAGGCCGUACCAGUGCCCGGUCUGCGGGAAGCGCUACAAGGUCGCCCGGGACCUGACGCUGCACCGGCGCGCCCACGCCGACGAGAGGCCGUACCGGUGCGCGGGCUGCGGGGCCGGCUUCAGGCGCUCCUCCGAGCUCGCCGCGCACCGGCGGGUUCACACCGGGGAGAGGCCCUUCGCCUGCUCCCAGUGCGGCCGGGCCUUCGCCCAGCUGGCCACCCUCCGCAACCACAGGCGGGUGCACUCCCAGGACCGGCCGUUCGCCUGCUCCGCGUGCGGGAAGGGCUUCAGCCGCUCGUGCACCCUGCUGACCCACCAGCGCGUGCACACCGGCGAGAGGCCCUUCCGGUGCCUGGACUGCGGCAAGUGCUUCAAAAGUUCCGGGGACCUGAUGGGCCACCAGCGCGUGCACACCGACGAGAGGCCCUUCCGGUGCGCGCGCUGCGGGGCCGGCUUCAGGAGGUCCUCCCAGCUGACCGUGCACCGGCGGGUUCACACCGGGGAGAGGCCCUUCGUCUGCUCGGUGUGCGGGAGGGGGUUUAAUCAAACCUCCAACCUGCUGAGGCACCAGCGGGUUCACCGGUAACGGCAGGGGCUGAAUCAUAUAAUCCCCUGCAGCGUAGAAACAGACCCUCCGGCCCAACAAGUCCACACCCCAUACCCUAUUGUCCCUUAUUUACCCCCUGACUAACG